Drosophila montana is the source of this 498-nucleotide messenger RNA. RefSeq lists its product as uncharacterized. Bases 1 to 498 code for a protein of 165 amino acids. The record is from RefSeq and is a predicted model, not a curated record. The transcript has a single exon. NCBI's taxonomy places the organism in Eukaryota, Metazoa, Arthropoda, Insecta, Diptera, Drosophilidae.
AUGAUGUUUAACAACUGCAGCUGCAGUUCGGAUGAUCCCGAAAAGUUGCUCACCCAUUUGAACUGCAGCCUGGGCAGAAGUUGGCGUCGUCGCACCUUCUCGAUUGAGCUAAAGUUUCGCCAGCCUGUGCCAAAGUUUCUCGUUAACAUGGCCAGUGUGCUGCCACGAGUUAACGGUCAGGAUUUUACGCUGUUCAACCUGAGCGACAUCAAUGGCUGCCAAUUGCUGGCCAAUAAAAAUCAGAUACCGUUUAUACAGCUGGGCCGUCAUACAAUGGAGAGUUUCAGUAAUGUGCCCAAGCGUUGUCCCUUUCCCAAGGACGAGCUCAUCUAUGUGCGCAGUUAUCGCUCCAAUAUGCAAAAUAUACCCGCUUUCAGUUUUGAAUCGGAUAUGCAUAUAUAUUUCGCAGUGCUCGUUAAUGGCAAUAAGAUCAUAAAGGGCUUCAUACAGAGCCGCGUCCAGCGUCAUCGAAGCGGCAAAAGGGACCAACUCUUGUAG